Molecule: messenger RNA, 372 nt
Organism: Parasteatoda tepidariorum (common house spider)
Lineage: Eukaryota; Metazoa; Arthropoda; Arachnida; Araneae; Theridiidae
Product: heat shock 70 kDa protein 4L
Biological process (GO): protein folding
Cellular component (GO): cytosol; nucleus
Molecular function (GO): ATP-dependent protein folding chaperone; ATP binding
Source: RefSeq, a predicted model, not a curated record
AUAAAACGAUCAUUGAAAAGGAACAAAUUGUAAUUUUUGAUGGAUUUUCAGGAGCUUGAUAACUUUCAAAAAAAGUUGACUGAAGUCGAAAAUUGGAUUUAUGAAGAGGGUCAAGAUGAGAAAGAACAAGUAUAUAGUGAUACCCUAACUGCAUUAAAAUUGCAAGCUGAUCCAAUAUCUAGAAGAAAAUAUGAAAAUGAAAUGCGAGCUAUUGUUUUACCAGACUUUCAAAAUAUUGUACAACAAGCACAGCAAAUAAUUAAUGCAUAUUUGUCUAAAGAUGAACAGUAUUCUCACAUCGAGCCAUCUGAGAUGGAGCAGGUAUUACGUCAUUUAUCAUUUCUUAGCUUUGCGUAACCUUCUUUUUAUUUG